Messenger RNA from Trametes versicolor FP-101664 SS1, 591 nucleotides. RefSeq lists its product as uncharacterized. The transcript has 3 exons. The record is from RefSeq and is a predicted model, not a curated record. Lineage: Eukaryota; Fungi; Basidiomycota; Agaricomycetes; Polyporales; Polyporaceae. The coding region runs from base 1 to 591 and encodes 196 amino acids.
AUGGCCGCCGCCAUCAGCCUCGACGUCGCCCACGAGAUCAAGGUCGACCACAACAACGUCCGCGACCUCUUCCAGCGGUACACGGCCGCCUCCGACCCCGCCGACAAGACCGCGAUCGCAAACACGCUCAUCCGCGAGAUGGCGAUCCACGGCGACGCCGAGGAGGUCUCCGUCUACAACGAGUACAGCGCGCUCAGCCUCGGCUCCACCGCCGUGCACAACAAGGAGGAGCACGCGGAGAUCAAGCGCCUCGUGUACGACGCGGACGCGGCGCGCGUGGACAGCCCCGGGUACGAUGGGGUGCUCGAGAAGGCGGUUACGGCGUUCCUUACGCACGCGAAGCAGGAGGAGGACGAGCAGCUGCCGCUCAUCGUCUCGAAGCUUACCCCAGAGGAGAAUGAUAAACUUGCCCGCGCUUUCCUGAAGGCGAGGACGUCGGUUCCAACUCGUCCGCACCCCUGGGCUCCCCAGACCGGCGGGCUCGCCCAGAAGGCAGUUGGCCUACAGGGCGCCCUCCAUGACAAAGUUGUCGAGACUCUCGAAGGUCGCAAGUUCGUCGACCUGCAAUACCAACACCCUGCCGAAUUUUAA